Drosophila hydei is the source of this 3519-nucleotide messenger RNA. Its product is annotated as dentin sialophosphoprotein-like. Bases 151 to 2475 code for a protein of 774 amino acids. The record is from RefSeq and is a predicted model, not a curated record. The transcript has 2 exons. NCBI's taxonomy places the organism in Eukaryota, Metazoa, Arthropoda, Insecta, Diptera, Drosophilidae.
UGGUGUGAGGUUUUAAAUUCCAGUUUGCUUUGACAACACAAAAAAAUUAAAGCAUUUGGCCUUGUUUGAGGCAUUGCCAUUCAGUUUUCUUAAAUCAGCUAACUAUAAAAGCAAGUCAAUUUUCAAUAAUAUUCUCGGUCCACGUAUGAAAUGGAUUGGUUAGCUUUAACCUCUUAUCUUCUGUGGUUCUUUGCCGCCUUUAAGAAUCCGUUCGUGCAUAUAUGGCUAAGACUGGAAGGAUCUCAGUAUUACAUUCGUAUCGCUAUCCCCGAGGUAUUUAAACCGCCCUACAACUCAGUCCUUGAUUCGAGCUUUCUGCAUAAGCGUCCAAUGCAGAAGUAUGGCGAUCCUUUUGAGGAUGGUGUAAACGCAGAAGAUGGGGAUGAGUAUAUUGGCAUGGGUAAGACUAAAUAUAAAUGGCAAUGGAAAAAAGGAGAGUUACCUAAUACAGAGAAUAACAAGCAAAGUCUGCCGAUCUUCUGGGUGAAUCUUAGCAAAUCCCUGAAAUUGGUGGCCUACGAUAAUCCCAAGUCUGUCUAUCUGCGCUAUGAGAGAACUUACAAUGGAAAGAAUCGUGUUACCUGGAUCAAUAUUAUUGCUGCCAGCCACUUGCUUUGGAUUGCCUAUUUGAUCGCCUUGGGCAUCGGGGUAGUUGCGAUGGCCAUCUAUAUGCUGUGCGGCAUUGUGAGAUCUGCAGUAAAUCUGGUAAAUAAAAUCGAUGUGUUGUGCGUUCGGGAGAUUAUACGCAUAUUGCCACAGAUAAGUCACCUGGAAGCCAUGACAUUGCUAAAAUCAUUGCUUCAGCGCUUUGGGGAAAACCAGCUGGAAGCGUUUCCUGCCGACCCUAGUGAAGAUGUCCAGUUGAAUGUCGAGAGUUCCGAAAGCCCAUCUGAUGUCAGUCCUACGGCUUAUCCAUCUUCGAGAACAUCUGACAGGUCCAAAAUUCAAGAAUAUCGCCAAUGGCUUAUUAAGACUCCACAUUUCGAUAACAAAUCAGGUGCAAACCGUCGGUCAUCCGACUUGGAAAGGGAAAGUCGCACCGAAUCUGAACACAAGUCAAACGCUCAACGGUCGUUAGCUAGAGAAGCAAAAAAAGAACCAAGAAUAGCUCUUAGUAUCGAGCAAAGUGAAGGGACUCUAACUGUAUCGAGCAAAAUGAUUAUUUUAUCUAAGAAAAAUCUGUUAGAGGAAGAGCUAUCGGAUAGCUCAGAUCUCUAUAUAAACAUCAAAGAAGUUCGCAAGCUUCUAGGGACUGUACGACCGACAGACUCCGAUUAUUGUGUCUCUACCGAAGACUACUCUGAAAUGUCUUCAAACGUCGAGAGCACCGAAAGGACUCUGCUUGCGGGGCAUGUGUAUGCUGAUGAUGCCGAGGGACACUUGUGUGUUGAAGAAAAUGGGCAGGGCGAUGGCGCUUGGAUAAAUGAGGAUACGAAGCGAAAUGAUAGCAUUAGCGAAUCUGAAGAACACUCGGAGAGUUCAUUUCAAUAUAACAUAGAACAAGAUCAGUCCAUAAGUAAUAUAUCCUUUUCAGACUCUUCGGAUGGGCAUUCGAGCUUACAAGAAUUCAAAGACUUUGAAGAAACCGAUAUGUCCGAAAACUUUUACUCACUCGCAGACAGCUCCGACACAUCUUCAGAUAAUUAUAGAACCACCAGCGAAACUGGAAUUGAAGUGGAAACCCUAAGCGAAGAUGAUCCACUUGAAUCGCCUAGCGAAGUUAUUGAUGAAAGCUUGUCAAACUUAGGUGCUGUCCAAGAAGGGAAUCCUUUCGGGAUUCAAGAAAUUCCAUGUGGAUCCGCAUGGAACUUACCGUCUUAUUCGAGGCGUACGAGACCACACUCGUACUAUUCUGAAACGUUCUUGCAGAUGCAAGAUUUGAUUGAGGAUGACGACUUCGAAGAUGGUUUAUGUUUCAUUGAAUGUCCUAACCCACGUUUUAGAGCUGAGGACAACUGCAGCGGGCUCUCUGAAGAUAUCUCACAAGAGACGAAAUUAGAUAGUAACUGUGAAAGUGAUAGUAUGUUGCAUAUGCAAUUUGAGAAUUUAUUAAAAAUAUCGGAUCGUUCUGAAAAUGUUCCCAAAUCGAAGCAUCUUAAUCAGGAGGAUGGCAACUGGGUCGAUUGGAGCUUGAGCGAGCAUAAUCAGAGCGGAACUAUGCGACAAUCGCAUGACGGGCAUGACGGGCAUGACUCAAAAGACUUUGAAGACUCUGAGCUCUUAGAAUACCUGGAUCUGCCACUAUCUGCUUCCUCUGAUGAGCUUUUAAAGGACACCCAGAACACUGGGUCGCAUGACUCAGAGUCAAUCGAAAACAUGUCUUUUGAUAUCGAAGAGGUCGAAGACGAUUUGGAUGAAGGAAUGGACUGCAGUGUAUCCGAUGAACCGAUGGAAACUAGUUUUAUUCAAGAAAAUAUCGAAACAUUAAGAAACUCAUUAAAGAUUGUUUAUGAUGCUGAAGCAGAUCUCAUGUAGAGUGCGGAAGUCGAACAGAAGGGUGUGUAAUGGAUCUCCCCAACUAUUUGAAGACAAAUCAAUGCCGCUGAUAAAGCAAAAUAGAAAAUAAUAUAUUGAUCGAUUCAAUCCGGAGCUCCAUCGUACACCCAAGUGUUUCAAGAUCUCAUUUAACAUCUGGAUCUUACCAUAAGCCCACCUGUUCAAUACCAUUCGCCACUCAGCUUUCUUUUUUAUCGAACCAUCCGGUUCAUUGCCACAUUAAUCGCAUAAUGCCCUAUAUGAUUCAACUUAAAUUUAUAUCGAAUUUUACAGCAUUUUUAUCCGCAUCCGCAUCCGCAUUCUUAACUAUUAUGACAAUCCUCAAGACUCAAAUUGCACCUACUCCAUUGAUCUUGUCAGGCGUCUCAGAUCCUCCAACCAAUAUACUUUGAUGUCUGCUUUCAGUAACUAUUUUCACAUCACAUUUUUGCAUGGGCUUAGAGCUACAAGUGCCUGAUUUCCGAUGUUUCACAUUGGGUUCAACCGAUCUUCAUAUAUGCCACUUGCUGAUCACUGGCUGCUCUACAUUUAUCUAUUAGUCAUGCUUCAGACUCAGCUGAUAUAGUAUACGGAGAGACAUACACGGAAUAGUCUCACAUGAGCAGCUGUCAUAUUCUGUAAGCGCACAUCCCGAUAUUACGAGCAGCCGACAUAAGAUGGGAAAGAGCAAAACCUGAUGUUGAGUCAUAGACAGCUCAGAGAUGCGAGGUGUGUAGCUGGCCUCCGGCAUUGAAUUUCUCAGCCCGGUCGCUCCGGAUGCAGCUCCGAGUCGUUGCGACUCAAAGUGAGGCGCAUAACCCACUACAGUGAUGGCCUAGAGGAAUAUAUUGAAAGUCUGGUGAACCGUAUGCUGGUGUAGAUUAUAGAACCCACAAGUGGAACUGAUGGAACACAAUGCCCAGCAGAAUCCGAAUGGAACUGUGAAAAUAACUAUCUACUUGCCCGAUUGCCAAAACCUUAGAGGUUAACUAUACAUAUAUGGAUCUAGAUCUGACUGCUUUAACUACUUUAAUGGACAUUUCA